Molecule: messenger RNA, 255 nt
Organism: Didymosphaeria variabile
Lineage: Eukaryota; Fungi; Ascomycota; Dothideomycetes; Pleosporales; Didymosphaeriaceae
Exons: 2
Coding region: 1-255 (84 amino acids)
Biological process (GO): mRNA splicing, via spliceosome
Cellular component (GO): precatalytic spliceosome; U2 snRNP
Source: RefSeq, a predicted model, not a curated record
AUGGCCGACAAACUCCGCGCUCAACAGCAACUUGAGGCGCUCCAAGCGCGCUACAUCGGCAUCGGGUCCGCCGACACGUCUAAGCACGAGUGGACGUCCAACAUGGCGCGCGACUCGCUUGCCUCGUACAUUGGCCACCCGCCGCUAUUGCAGUAUAUGAGCAUCGGUCUUGGACAAUCCCGCGAGAAGACUAGGGUCCAGUUGCUUGAGAGGAUGAUUCAGCCUGUGGGACCACCGCCGAAGCAAGAUGAUUGA